UAGAUUUAGAACUCCGACCUUCCGAUUGUGGAGAUUUGAAGACGGCAGUGCAUAAAAGUGGAGUCUAUAAGAUCUACCCUGAUAGAACUCCUGGUUUUCAUGUUUUUUGUGAUAUGAAGAGCUACGAAGGUGGUUGGACGGUGAUUCAAAAUAGGACCAAUGAUUAUAUUGGUUUCUACAGAGAUUGGGAGGCUUACAAGGAAGGAUUUGGAGAUUUGAAAACUGAUUUCUGGUUAGGUAAUGAACAUUUAAACAAAUUGACUGAACAAGGAUAUUACAUACUGCGGAUAGACCUGUGGGAUUUUGAAGAAAACCACAAAUAUGCUACCUACGACACAUUUGUUGUUAGAAACGAGAAGUCAGGGUACACACUGGAGGUAGCUGGUUAUAAUGGAAAUGCUGGAAAUGCAUUAUCGAUUCAUAAUGGAAAUGAAUUCUAUACGAGGGACAGAGAUUCAACUUCUAAUUGUGCUGUGACGUCUAAGGGGGGUUGGUGGUAUUCUAAUUGUCACCACGCCAAUCUUAAUGGAAGAUAUCUAAAAGGAACACAUAAAACUAUUGCUGAUGGUAUUAAUUGGCUUCAGUGGAAAGGAUACUACUACUCACUAAAGGCAACACGCAUGAUGAUACGGAGAACAUAAAUAAAGUUUGUUUUAUGAACAAAAAGUAAUUAAUUGAAAUAGCAGCCAAUCAUAUACUCUUCAGAAGUUACUUCUGUUUGAAAAUACAAGCAACAAGAUGGGUAUAUGCAUUCCCGUUUUAUUAUCGAAAACACUUCCAAUGCUGUAGUUGUAAUAUAUUUGAUUUUUGUCAAAAAUGAACUCAUUAUGGUUUGAACUGCGAGUAGUAUUAUAAAUGUCGCAUGGAUAUUCUUUUCAGGCCUGGGGUGAAUUACAUUGCAAUAAUGCAUUAAAUUACAAUUACAAUUACA
Mytilus trossulus (common blue mussel) is the source of this 931-nucleotide messenger RNA. RefSeq names its product ficolin-2-like. The coding region runs from base 114 to 641 and encodes 175 amino acids. NCBI's taxonomy places the organism in Eukaryota, Metazoa, Mollusca, Bivalvia, Mytilida, Mytilidae. The record is from RefSeq and is a predicted model, not a curated record. The transcript has 4 exons.